This is a messenger RNA of Scophthalmus maximus (turbot), 1927 nucleotides long. RefSeq names its product paired-like homeodomain 1 (gene pitx1). Bases 16 to 1128 code for a protein of 370 amino acids. Gene Ontology annotation, biological process: regulation of transcription by RNA polymerase II; anatomical structure morphogenesis. The transcript is spliced from 4 exons. Gene Ontology annotation, molecular function: DNA-binding transcription factor activity, RNA polymerase II-specific; RNA polymerase II cis-regulatory region sequence-specific DNA binding. Gene Ontology annotation, cellular component: nucleus. Lineage: Eukaryota; Metazoa; Chordata; Actinopteri; Pleuronectiformes; Scophthalmidae. The record is from RefSeq and is a predicted model, not a curated record.
GGUUGCACGAAGCAGAUGGGUGGGUCUCACGUGUGGGUUGGAGAGUCGGAGCUUCCUCUCGGCCACAGCGGGCAGAAGCUGGCGGCGGACAGGAGAGCGCGCACUGGGCCGUCACUGCUGCAGAGGAGACAGGGGAACCGUGUGGGACUUUUUUUUGUUCAGGGUCUCUCGUGGAAAUUCCCCCCUGCAUGGUCCAUCGUCUCAUGCCGUGGUGGGAUGAAUUUGGACAGAAUCGCAGAAGCAGUGAGGGCGCCGCCGCCGCCGCCGCCGCCGCCCCGCGACGUGGCCCCCGCGUUUCAUUUACCGAGAACGUCGAACAGCUGUCGAGAAACUUUAGAGAACUCAAGCAGCGAGUCCUCAGACACAGAGUUGGCAGAAAAAGAGAGGAAUGCUGAACACAGGAGCGAUGACGGGAACGCGGACGACCCCAAGAAGAAGAAACAGCGUCGGCAGCGGACUCACUUCACCAGCCAGCAGUUGCAGGAACUGGAGGCCACUUUCCAGAGGAACCGCUACCCGGACAUGAGCACCAGGGAGGAGAUCGCCGUGUGGACAAACUUGACCGAGGCCAGAGUCCGGGUGUGGUUCAAAAACCGCCGCGCCAAGUGGAGGAAGCGCGAGCGCAACCAGCAGAUGGACCUGUGCAAAAACAGCUACCUGCCGCAGUUCAGCGGCCUCAUGCAGCCCUACGACGACAUGUAUCCGGCCUACACCUACAACAACUGGACCAACAAGGGCCUCACCCCGGCGCCGCUGUCCACCAAGAACUUCACCUUCUUCAACUCCAUGAGCCCGCUCACCUCCCAGUCAAUGUUCUCGGCGCCCAAUUCCAUCUCCUCCAUGACCAUGGCCUCCGGCAUGGGCCACUCGGGCGUACCGGGCAUGCCCACCCCGGGGCUGAACAACAUCAGCAACCUGAACGGGAUCGGCACGUCCGGCAUCAACUCGGCCAUGUCGUCGUCCGCGUGUCCGUACGGGCCCCCCGGCUCCCCGUACAGCGUGUACCGGGACACUUGCAACUCCAGCCUAGCGACCCUCAGACUCAAAUCCAAACAGCACCCGACGUUCGGAUACAGCGGCCUGCAGAGCCCCGGCUCGAGCCUGAACGCCUGUCAAUACAACAGCUGACGGGAACAACACGAAUACAUCUAUAUGUGACGAGCGGACACGGUGUCAGAGCUUAUAGAGGCCACCUGCGGACGGGGGGAGGAAAAGAAAUCAAAGACAACUGGAUUAGUUGCAUCAUUUUUCAAAAAGAAAGAAAAAAAAAAGAAACAUGGAUUAUGCGGGUUAUAUGUGUUUACCGAUGAACUUGCACAGCAAUUGAAAUGUCCGUUUUUUUAAAAAAAAAAUGAUGAAGACGUGUACCAUUGCUGCAUUGUACAUUUAUGAAUGUAAAUAUAUAUACAGGCUUAACAUGAAAACGCACGAGGGGAUGUUGUUGUUUUUUUUGCGCUUGCUUGCUUUUGGAGACUGGCUUGGGGGUUCCUCGACCAAAAUAAGGAUUUGCAACAAAUCAAAAAAUAAUAAUGAUAAUAAUAAUAAUAAAGUGUCGAGCCUGUCAUGAGUCCAGACUCGAAGAGAAAAAAAAUGUAGCCCAUCUUGUACAUAUUUUGUACUGCUUCUGUGUUGUAUUUAGUCCCUGCAGGGUGCCACCGGCCCGCCCGGCUCCACGACGCCUCCCGUUCACUUACUUUCCUUUCAAAUGUUUAUUUUUUUUUCAUUUGUUUGCUGAAAAUAGAAGAAGAAGAAGAAGAAGAAAAAACUCCGCAUGUUUAAACUUGAGUGCAACGUGUUUUUGUACAAUAAUGUAAGACUUUGCAAAAGUGAGCUCAUUAGCCUAAACUGUAUACCAAAAAAAAGGUGAUUCCAAGUCCUCAUGUGUUUAUGAUUAUAUGUUUGUUUGAAUAAACUCCAGGAAAAGAGA